UCUCACUACUCUGUGGAGUACUGCUUAAAUUUUAAAGUUGCGUUGCGGUGGUUGUAAUUUUCUAUAUUUUAGAAUAUUAUUACUAAUUACUGUAACUUCACUUCUACUACAUUUUGUCUUUGUUAUUAUAAAAAUAUAAAUAAUUACCAAUUACCAUGAAUAUUUCAAGUAGUAGGGGUUCGUUUCGGGGGUCUGGUCGUGACCGUGGUAGAUUCAAUAGAGAAAUUCAAUCAGGACCUGACGAUAAGCAUGAUAGCAUGUCAAAGAAACUCCUAGACAUUGAUAUGGAAUUGGAAUUAUUGAAAAAAAAGAGGGCUAUUCUUCAAGAGGAGCAUCAAUAUCAAUCUUUACUAACGAAGGAAAAUGAAUUCAGGAGAAAACAUCAAUCUCGGCCUCGGUUCAGACCAGGAGUUAAAAGAACUGCCAGCCACAAUCCUGGUAGUGGCACACCAGCCAAAAUUACCAAGACGGAUGACAUAAAAAAGAAAGAUCCAGAUAACUGCAUUUUACGACCAAAUGUUGAAACACCAAAGUAUGUUACUGGAAGACUAGAGCUGGCACUAGGUGAACUUCUGAAACCUCUCAGACCGCUUUAUCCGAACGUGAUGGGUUCCAAGUUGGUGAGACAUGUUGUACGCGAUAGAAUAAGGAGCAUUAUGAUGAACAAACCAGUAAUCAGCUUAGCAAGUGUGUUUGAACAGUAUCGUUUGGUUUACCCGGAAGAGGCGGAAAACGAUUUGGUAACAUUGCGGGAUGAAUGUAAGAUGACAGGUGUAAUGAAAUUGCCCAAUUUUUCAGAUACAGAAACAGAGAGUAUUUCGAAAUACUACUUCGAAAGAUACGAGAAGCUACUUGCUUCCAAGAUGGAUGCUAUGUUUAACAACAUUGGUAAAUUGCAAGCAACUGAUGAUAAAGUUUUAUUAAAACUAAUAAGAGAUCUGAAGAAUACAAAGACCGAUGAUGAUUCUGCGACAGGCUCUGAUAAUAUUGCUAAUAUAGUGAGUAAAUUGACCAAAGGAAAUCUUUACAUGAACAUCACUGAACUUUUGGUGCAGAAGGAACUGUCAGAGAUGAUAGAGUCACCGAAAUUCAAAAAGACAUUCUUAGCCCUUGUCUGCUAUAAGGAUAAGAUUAAAGAUUUAAACAAAAUAAAACUUGAAGCAUUUAGAACUAUGUCGAAAAAAUGUCCAGAAAAACGUCUUCGUGAAAGGAAGUCAACUAAGAUUGAUAUAUCUAUAGAUGAACAUGUGGACAAAAAGGAAUCCGCAGAUGAGAAUGUGGAUAAGGAGAAAAAUGGAGAUGAAAGUGAAAUAAGCAACAAUAAAACUGUAGAUAAAUUGGAAAUAGAUGAAGUUAUUGAAGAAACUAAAGAGGAAGAAACUUCGAAAGAAGGAAAAAAUGCAGAUCAGUCUGGUGUAGAGGAAGCUGGGAAAGAAAAAAAUGUUGAAAUCAAUAAAGAGAGUCCAGUAGCUGCAAUUGGGCCCUACUAUGUUAAGGUGGUGGGUAAUCCCAAACUACCAUCUCGCGCAGGGUGCUAUAAGUUUCUGGAGCAAUUCAAACCGAGCAGCAUCAAGAAGCACAAAACAAUUGCCAAUUUGUUAAUCAUCACUUUCAAUGAAAAGGAGAGCUAUAAUAAAAUAAUAGCAGAAAACGAAGUAGCUAUUGAGGACUGUACUCUCGUAAUUAAAUCUGGUGACAAUAAUGCAACACCACAAACGCAACCGCAAAAAUCGACAAACACAGGAGAUAAUACAUCCUCUGAAAACGCUGAGGAUGGCCAAAAAAGGUCUAUUGAAAAACAAGACGCUACUGAUGCAAAAAAUUUGGAUAUUAUACCUGAAGAGGAUGAAAAAAUUGAUGAAAGUAAUGGAAAAACUACGGAAGAUGGUGAAAAAAUCGAUGAAGUUAAUGAAAAAACCACUGAAGAUGGUGAACAAAAGGCUGAAGAUGAGCAAAAGGUAGAAGCUACGGCCACUGUAAAAGGGACGUGCGAUGAUGAAAAUAUAAUAAAAGAUGUUCCACCUAAAGACUCUACAACCAAUUCUAAGGAGAGUGUACUAGCUACACCAACUAGAUCAUCGACACGACUGGCUACUGGCACUCCUGGAAGUAUUAGAACAAGACGAGCUAGUCGCUUGGCACAAAAUAACAAUUAAGAUAUUUUAUGCUGUUCUUUACGGUGUCGUAUAGAACAACAUAAGUUGCAAGUGAAUUUAUUUUAUGAUGCCUUUGGUUAUGUUUAUCUUGUCCUUACGCUAUUUUGUUUUUUUUUUUGUAAUAAAAAAUGUUUGUACACAAUAUAUCUAUGGGCUCAAAGUAGGUAUUGAAAUACAAUAAUAGAUGUCGUUGAAACUAAAUGAGCCAACAUCAUUUUCCAUAGUCAGAUUAUGAUCUAAGUUGUAACAUAUCACCAAAUUACGCUUUGAUUAUAACAAGGCCAACGGACGGUUACUGAGUUUCGUUGCAAUAGCGAGCGAUUAUUAUCCCAAUCCCUAUCACUCGUACGCAGUAAUGGCGUCAGUUGGUCGACGUGUUGUGUGUCGUUGCGUGUUUCGUGUUACAGGAAAGCAGUUGGUACCAGAGUUGUCGACAUUUGGUCUGCCAUUUUGUGAACAAGUUCAUUCCUCUUUGUUCGAACUGAUGCGUAUUUUUUCUUUUACGUAAUUACUUUUCUUUAUAUGAAUCCGUUAACAGUAGCGGAUUUUUCUUAACUAACAGUGGUUUUCUUGUUGAUUUUAACUAUUAAAUCACAGUCUAGCAGCUUUAGACAACCUUUGAAAGAUAGCAAUUCUUUUAAAUAUUCAAACAUCUCGAUAAAAAUCUUUUGAAACCCUGCAACUUUGUUUACAUUCUUUAUCUCUACUCGCUGGCCGCACUAUAGGUGAAAAUAAUAUUAUCUGUAAAUAAUAUUAUUAAUCAUAGCGUACCUCGAUAUGACUGUAUUAUUAUUAAACACAUUUUAAUAUACUCUGAAGCAUGAUAUCUGUUUUGGAGUAGACAUAGGUGCUUUGCAGUUGUGUCCUUGACUAACACUACAUUUAUAUUUACUAAUAAAUUCACGACUUCAUAGAUAAAAGUUGUUUUUCAUCUGUAACCUUUAUAGAGAGGAGCGGACUAUAUUCUGAAUUAAUAAAUAUUAAAUGCGA
Molecule: messenger RNA, 3146 nt
Organism: Leptidea sinapis
Lineage: Eukaryota; Metazoa; Arthropoda; Insecta; Lepidoptera; Pieridae
Exons: 8
Coding region: 156-2156 (666 amino acids)
Source: RefSeq, a predicted model, not a curated record